UAAAUUCAUUUUCUCUAUCCACAUUCUCUCUCCUCAAAGUUGGUCCGUUUGGCGGACAACUGGUUGAACAAUGUGGCUGGGGCCAGCGAUCAUUCCGAAGCCGAUCUCCCGCCUAUAAAAUUAUCCCCUCUCUCGCCCUACCUGGUUUCAGUAGAGAGAGAAACAAGGUAGAGAGAUAUAGAGAAACAAGGUAGAGAGAUUUCAGAGAGAGAAGGGAACUCUAGGGUCAGGAAUUUUCAUAAACACUAUCAAGUUGUUUCGGUAAUCAUAGAGCUCCCUCCGUGCUUCUGCAAAUUCUAAAGUUUCUUGUACCAAGGGUUUCUCAGAAGAAGAAGCAUACGAAGCUAUAGAGCGCCAUGCCUCCUAUCCAGCUGAAGCAAUCUCCGGCCUCGACCCAAACCCUGACUGGCUCGAGUCAAGAUGCGAGGAUGCUGGUUAGAGAGACCAUGAGGAUCAGUGCAAACCUUGCUUCAUCUAGGUCAGCGAACGAGCUUGUCGCUGAGAGUGCUGUGCAACUCGGUGGUAGAGAUGAGAGCUCUCUGCAACUUGGUGGCAGAGAGAGCGCGAAUGAUGUCAGGGUUUUGUGUUGUGAGGAGUUGGAUGGGAGGAGGUGGAGGUAUGUUGCAGAGCCUGAUGGGUCGGGGAGAUUUGUCAAGGGUUCGAUGCAUGCCAUUGCUUUGCAAACACCGAGCAAUCCAGUCGAUGAAUUGGUUUCUUUUGUAAGAUCCUAUGUAGUACCCGAAGGGUUCCCAGACAGUGUGGCUCCUGCAUAUGUGCCUUAUAUGACUUGGAGAGCUUUAAAGCAUUUCUUUGGGGGAGCCAUGGGUGUUUUCACAACACGCUCGUUAUUGCAUUCAGUUGGGGUUUCGGGAAAUGGAGCCACUUCUGCUGCUGUUGCUGUUAACUGGGUCCUCAAGGAUGGGGCAGGGCGUGUUGGGAAGAUGCUUUUUGCUCGUCAAGGAAAGAAGUUUGACUAUGAUUUGAAACAGCUUCGCUUUACUGGAGAUCUACUUAUGGAAUUAGGUGCCGGGAUAGAAUUGGCAACUACUGCAGUGCCCCAUCUUUUUCUUCCAUUUGCUUGUGUUGCCAAUGUAGCAAAGAAUGUUGCUGCAGUAGCAUCAACAUCUACGCGUGCUCCAAUCUAUAAAGCAUUUGCUAGAGGAGAGAAUAUUGGUGAUGUGACUGCCAAGGGAGAGUGUGUGGGCAAUAUUGCUGAUCUGUGUGGGACUGGACUAAGCAUCAUGAUGUCCAAAAGAAAUCCUUCCUUGGUGGUUACUUUUGCCCUCCUUUCAUGCGGAUAUGUUUUCAGCUCGUAUCAAGAGGUGAAAUCAGUUGUACUGCAGACAUUAAACAAGGCAAGAUUCACUGUAGCUGUGGAGACUUUCCUCAAGACAGGACAUGUUCCCUCAUUGCAAGAAGGGAAUUCAAAGGAAACUUUAUUUGAUCCCCCUUGGUCAAAAGGGAGGCCUGUUGUCUUAGGAUCAAGAUUUAGGGAUGCAUUUCAGGAUCCAGCUUCAUAUUUAGCGAUUCAGCCUCUAUUUGAGAAAGAGAGAUACCUUGUGACAUACAAUCCUUCAAAAGGUAAUGUGUAUGCAUUGCUCAAGGACCAAGCAAAUUCAGAUGACAUACUGAAAGCUGCUUUCCAUGCUCAUGUGCUUUUGCAUCUAAUCCACUCGUCAAGCAAGAAUGGAUCUUGGAAAAAGAAUGAUGAUUCCAUACGAACAAACGUAGAUGGUCCCUUGGUGACCAAUUCCCCUCUUUCAACCUUGGAUUUCGAGGCUCACAUUGCAGAGACUUGCAGAAUAGUUUCGACUUCCUAUGGACUCUUCAAGAGGAAAGCGGCAGAGCAGGGAUGGAAGAUGUCGGAAUCACUCCUAAAUCCUGGUCGAGCUCGUUUAACUUAAUCCUAAAUUAAAGAUGAAGUGUAAGAGCUCAGAGAUGGAGUUUUUGGUGAUGGAGUUUCCAUAAUGCUUGGAUGCUGCCCAUUAUUCGGCAUGAAACAUUAUAGAGCAGCUAAUUGAAUGCAGUGGAACUGUCCCUUGAUGCUGGAACCAGAUGCAUGAAGGGCAUCUCAACUGCCUAUUAUUUCCUACUCAUCAAAGUGAUGGGGUUUUAAUUCAUCUGUAAAUCUGUAUAGUGCAUUCUUUUACUUUUCAAGUUAAGUAGAAUGUUGGUCGCACAUUGAGUGAGAAAUGAGUUGUUUUGCCCGCCGAUGUAAUUUGUAAUCUGAAUGUGCUGUGGUCAUAGGAUUGUGUAUGUAGUUGAUUUUGACAGUCUGCUUUAUGGACUAUCCAAUUUUGAAAUUUUGGAGUAAUAGGUGGAAUAUAUAGUUGUAAUGCUUGUUAUUCA
This is a messenger RNA of Amborella trichopoda, 2349 nucleotides long. RefSeq names its product root UVB sensitive protein (Protein of unknown function, DUF647) (gene RUS6). The record is from RefSeq and is a predicted model, not a curated record. NCBI's taxonomy places the organism in Eukaryota, Viridiplantae, Streptophyta, Magnoliopsida, Amborellales, Amborellaceae.